UAUCUUGAAGUCAAUUCUCGAAAGUCGUUUUCCCGAAAUAGAACAGCUAUCGGCUGAGCAAAGCAACGCUUUGUUUGGUCUGUUAAACCGAGAAGAUGUCUUCGCCGUUUUGCCAACCGGCCAUGGCAAGUCAAUCAUAUUCCAACUACUGUUCGACUUCUGUAAGGAACUUUAUCUCAGAGGGUUUCCUUACCCAAGGAACGCCAUCGUCUUGGUGAUUUGUCCGCUAAAUUCGCUGGUGGAGUCUCAUAUCCGAGAGUUGAAUUCCCGAGGCAUGACAGCAAGCAGUUUAACAGGAGAUAUUGAUGAAUCGAAAAUACUGCGUGGUCAAUAUUCUUAUCUCUUCGCAAGCCCCGAGUCUGUCCUCCAAAAUGAAAAAUGGAGGAAAAUGCUUGAAAGUGAGGUCUAUCAAAGAAAUGUGUUCGCUGUUGUCACCGAUGAAGCGCACGUGGUGCCAAAAUGGGGAUUCAGCAGCCAAAAACAGAAAUCGAGUAAAAAGGAGUAUGUUGCUGCUUUCCGUGAGUGUUUCUCAAGACUUGGGGAACUUAGAUCUCUGCUCAGCCAGAAGCCACUGGUCCCCGUCCUUGCGCUGACAGCCACAGCAAACACAAAGACAAGGAAGGACAUAAAAGAAUCCCUCUGUAUUCGAAAAAAUUGCAUUGAAAUUUUUCUUAGUCCAAAUAGAGAGAAUAUCUACCUCAACAUUGCUAAGGUGAAUUCAAACAUUGGAAAUUCUUUCGAAUUGCUUCUAAAGGAGAUUCAUGAGAAAAAUGUAACACUGGACAAAACUAUUGUUUACUGCAAAUCGAUAAAGGACUGUGGCCGCUUGUUCAUGCAUUUUAAACAGGAACUUGGAAAGGAUGCUUACGCUCAUGAUUGUGAAGCUUUGCCACAACAUUUGAUUAUUUCCAUGUUUCACCAUUCUACACUGGCAAAGAACCAGAUAAGAACAUUAGAGUCCUUCCAUGAUGAGAAUGGCACAUGUAGACUGGUGUUUGCUACUAAUGCCCUUGGGAUGGGAGUCAACUUUCCCAACAUAAGGAGAAUAAUUCAUUAUGGCCCACCAAGGGAAAUGGAGGAACUCGUUCAGCAGAUUGGUCGUGGAGGUAGAGAUGGUAAGCCUGCUGUUGCUUUAAUUAUGUACACUGGGCAUCAUCUGAAAAACUGUGAUCAGUCAGUUAAAGACAUGUGCAAAUCCACAUCAGGAUGUUUGAGGAAACUUUUACUGGCUGAUUUUGGGGUUGAAGAGUUCCCCAACUACCAAAGCCAUGAAUGCUGUAUCAACUGUCACAAAACAUGUUUAUGUUUAGAGGAAUUGUGUAGUAUCCCUUUGCCUGAAGUGUCACUUCCAGAUUGUAAAUCCAAAGCACCACAGAAGACCAGGAACAUUACAGCACAACAAGAAGAGCUGUUGCGAGAACUCCUAAAAGACAAUGUCUUGGAACUUUCUUUGGGUCUCAUUGACUUCUUAGGCAUAGAUGGCACUGCUUUAUUCACCGAUAUAUUGGUGAAGAAAGUUCUAAAACAUGCAAAAUUUAUUUUCAAUAAAGCCUACAUACUUGAAAAUCUUCCUGUGUUCAAGAACCAACAUGCCAUGGACAUAUUAUGUAUGGUGAAUGAUGUGUUUGAAGACAUCAAUGAACAGGAAAUUGAUAUUAGCCAGUGUUCUUCAUCAGAGGUUGACUUUACCUGUUCUGAUKUGGAACUUUACAUCUGUGAAGAGUUACUUGAAGAAUACAGUGAAAGUGAGGCUGAUUGUACAGAUGAUGAAGAACUGUCUAGCAACUGGUGAGCGAUAAUAAACACAUGUAAGCAUUUAAAAGUAUSUAUGUACUGAGACUGGUACCUGUUCCACCAAAAAAUGGAAUAAAUGAUGUGCAAUGAGCCCUGAUCACAUAAUAUUGUUUUUGACACAACAGCAUGUUUGACUGUUUAUUGGAUUUUUCACAUUUGUUUUUAUAUUUUGAACAUGUACUAGUAACUACCGGUAAUAAUAUUGAUGUAUAGUUCCUCCACCUUUAGAGACCUUUGACAUUCGAUCUAAAGGUGGAGGGACCAUACAUCAAUAUUAUUAACUAUUGGUUAUGCAUUCCUUUCUUUUCAUGUUGGUAUAUCUUUUCUGAUAUUUCCCCCACAAAUAUCAAAAAGCUGCUUGCUUAAAAUAAUGGCUAGACAUCAGACAAUACUCAGCAGUGGAAUUUGUCUGGUCAGAUCUUUGCCUUGCGAAUUAUCUUGAGCAGUAAAGAAACAAGGCGACAUACUAGCCAUUAUUUUAUGCCCUAAGUGAAAAAAAGAAUUUUGCAAAUGUUUACCAAGAAAAUUAAAGGUACUUUGCAGUAUUUUGAACUUAACACAAAUGUCAUUUGACAUAUUUAACUAAAACCUAGCUUUAUAAAGUUUUCUUUGACACUUUGCUGCACAAAGUAAAAGUUAAAGUUCACAUAUCAAAUUUAUUCAACCAAAAAUUUAUCAAUUGAAAGUAAACUGCUAUCUUGUAUGUCUGGA
This is a messenger RNA of Actinia tenebrosa (Australian red waratah sea anemone), 2505 nucleotides long. RefSeq lists its product as uncharacterized. Gene Ontology annotation, molecular function: nucleic acid binding; 3'-5' DNA helicase activity; ATP binding. Gene Ontology annotation, biological process: double-strand break repair via homologous recombination. The record is from RefSeq and is a predicted model, not a curated record. NCBI's taxonomy places the organism in Eukaryota, Metazoa, Cnidaria, Anthozoa, Actiniaria, Actiniidae. Gene Ontology annotation, cellular component: cytoplasm; nucleus; chromosome.